Desarmillaria tabescens is the source of this 1942-nucleotide messenger RNA. RefSeq lists its product as uncharacterized. The record is from RefSeq and is a predicted model, not a curated record. Bases 26 to 1699 code for a protein of 557 amino acids. Lineage: Eukaryota; Fungi; Basidiomycota; Agaricomycetes; Agaricales; Physalacriaceae. The transcript is spliced from 3 exons. Gene Ontology annotation, molecular function: protein binding.
CUAAUGAAAGCGUCCCAUAACUUCAAUGAAACAACACUUUCAGCCCUGCCCCAGAUGUGGCUUUGACACCAAUGCACCCCGGCUCACGAACAAACCAUCCCCGUUCCAUGACCUGAUCUCUGUCAAUGGCGCCGCAUCCGUGACGGAUGCUAGUCCCGUUAGCCAUUACCUCGAAGGGGUGCAUGCCUCAAUUUCUGCGCAGGACGACAAAAUUCAGCACAUUAAAACUAUGUUGAAGGAGGCGCAAGAAGAUAGAAUCCGUCUUCAAAGCGUCGCAGACAGCCACGCUGCCCUGAUAUCGGCCUUUCGCAAAUUUCCACCAGAGGUUCUCGCGGAGAUCUUCCAGUACACGAUCGUCAUCCCAUCCCUGGGCCAUUGGAACCAGCUCUCUGGUGACAUGACACGCGUCUGUGCCACGCUUUGCACGCUUGGUGGUGUUUGCCGUCAUUGGAGGACAACGGUGUUGUCGACCCCAUCUUUAUGGGCUCGGUUCAACAUUGGAUGGAGUAGAUGGAUGGAAAGCCGGCCGCCGCUGUUGAAAACUAUACUGGACCGAUCUCGCGAGGCCGAGUUGAGCAUCGGCUGCCGUUCUGUGGUUUUUAGCUCCAACAUUCAAAAUAGGCAUGCUUUGCUCGAAUGUGUAAUCCCCACAAGUUACAGGUGGAAGCGCGCGUUGAUCGAGCUUGACGAGGACCGUGCGGAUAUAUAUGGGCAGAUUCGGGGCCGUCUUCCGUUGUUGGAGCAGCUGGAACUGUCUUCUCGGCAUUUUCAAGUUUCUUGGGAACAUUUCCGUGUCUUCGAGGAUGCGCCUCGUUUGCGGGAGUUGAUCCUAGGAGAGAGCCUAUCUCCUGUACAUGAAUUUACCCUUCCUUGGUCCCAGAUAACAAACCUCUAUAUAAACCAUGUUAUCGAGCCGGAUGAUCUCCGGAUUGUCUUCUCCAUCACUCCCAACCUACGGUUCCUGCGUAUGUCCAGGCAAUGUAACUGGGAACCGGAAGAGCCUGGCCACUUCAUUGUGUGUUCAUCUCUACGACAUCUUCGUGUCGCGGACCUAGCGCUGUUCCGAAUAGCCAUACUACCCUCACUGGAGGAAAUCUGCAUCGACGGUACCUUUGCUAGGGCCGAUCUGGAAGCAGAUAACAAAUUCGGACGCAUAUUCCGCGAUUUCUUGGAUCGUUCACGUUGUUCAAUACGGAACUUGAAGUUGGCCACUACACUCAACGCAGACAUGGCCUUAUACAACAUGUUUAACCGGGCACCCAAGCACACAUGCUUGGACAUUACGCUGAACACAGUGUAUUUAACAACAAGAUUAAUCCAGCUACUGACCUCGGACAAAAUUCUUCCUCAGCUCCAGUCCCUGAAAGUGGUUUCCAUAGCCUUCUUUUAUGAGGACGACCAAGACUGGCUCUUAGGGCAUGAUAUUGCUGAACUGUUCAUAUCCAGAUAUCUCUCAUCCAAUGCUAACAUACUCUUGGUUCAUGUCGAAGUGCCACCGGACCUCGCGCUGGUAGGCGAACCGCCGAAACCGGUUCAUAUCAAACCAUCCCCGAACGGGUUGUACCUUUCAGAACUGUUCUGGACAGCCCUCGAAACUCGUCUGAGGGAUACACGAGACUUGUGCAGCCGCAUUGUGACCCAAAAGGAUGAAGGCCGUGCUAUAAUUUGUAUGAACCGGUCACUGCCCGAGAUAUACUGAGGUUAUUGCAGGAGGCUGGCAACUGCCCUUUGCCUACGCUUUUGCAGAAGUGGUCGGGAGUUCCACCGUAAAGCUGACAGCAAAGACGCGAUGGAAUUAUGGUGAAUGUAUACUAAGACGAAGAUGAGGUACUUUAUGUUGCUGAAGUGAGAAUAUACCAAAAGAGAUGAACACUGGUUGUAACAUGUCCCGCUGAUUUCAAGUCCGAAGUGAAUGGUACCACAUGCAAAAUCGAAUUCGAGG